AUGACGGAUCAUUGUUCAGCUAUGGCUGCUGGCAUUUCCAUGGUGUUUCCUACAUCACGCCACCGUCUUUGCAUAUGUCAUAUUGGUGAGAAUUCGAAGAAGCAUAUCAAGGCAUUAAGGAAUCAUAAGGAUUUUCUGGAUAUGUUCAAUUGUAUGUUGAAAUACACCGAGACUGAAGCGGAGUUUGAAGUUUACUGGACAAGGAUGGUUACAAAAUAUAAUUGUCAUAAGAAUACAUGGCUAGAGAAGCUUUAUGACUGUAGGGAGAAGUGGUGUCCAGCGUUCAACAAGGAUUAUUUCUCCGGGGGUAUUUUAUCUUCGCAAAGGAGUGAAAGCACAAAUCAUUCAAUUUCUAGGAGGUUGUCCAAGACUGCUGGUUUAUGUGAUUUUUAUUCAUCCUUUGUGAGUGUUAUUUCUGAAUGGAGAAGUAAGGAAAAUGGUGAGGAUUUCCGGUGUUCUCAAGGAGUACCCGCCAUGAUGAUGGAUCAUGUGAAACUCCUUUCACAUGCUAGAGAGUGCAAGUAUCACGUGUGGCGACCAGACAUAGAUAUCAUAAGGCAUGAAGUAACUUUUAAGCCAAUCAAUUUGGAUAUAUGCUGUAGUUGCAAGCUGUUUUCAGAAUUGGGAAUACUUUGCUGCCACUGCUUACGUAUACUUCAUGUGCACUGUGUUUCCAGUAUUCCCGAUAAAUACAUUCUAAAAAGAUGGACUAAAAAGGUUGUUGAGGGUAGAAAUGUGGACAUUGCAUCCGUGUUUUAUAAUGAUGGUGUCCCUUCUUCAAUUUGGGCUGUUGAGAUUAGUAGGAAAUUUCAAAGGCUUAUUGUUUGUAGCCAAGAUAACAGUGUUGCUAGACAAUUCUGUGAUGAAGCUGUUGAGAAUGCAAGGAAAAACAUUGAAGCUGAGAUUGGGGAUGUGAAUAUUGAGGAGGGUGCUGUGUCUUCGUCAAGUGGUAUUGUCCAAGACCCUUCAAGCCGGAGGAGUAAAGGUGUGAGAAAUAAAAGGAGUAGUAGUGUUAUUGAGAAGAAGUACAAUGCAGCAAGGGGGAGAAAGAGUGCUGCAAACAAGCUUGCUUCAAUUACAAAGGGCUCUGUCCAAUCAUUGGUCUUGGAAAAUAUUUCAGAGAUUGCUCGUGAUGGAUAUCUUGUACAUCCAAGCACUGGGGGUUCACAGUUUGUUCAUUUUAAUAAGAAUGUAGACCACGAUGUAGCUAUAGAUUGA
Molecule: messenger RNA, 1218 nt
Organism: Ipomoea nil (Japanese morning glory)
Lineage: Eukaryota; Viridiplantae; Streptophyta; Magnoliopsida; Solanales; Convolvulaceae
Product: protein FAR-RED IMPAIRED RESPONSE 1-like
Exons: 3
Coding region: 1-1218 (405 amino acids)
Biological process (GO): regulation of DNA-templated transcription
Molecular function (GO): zinc ion binding
Source: RefSeq, a predicted model, not a curated record